Manis javanica (Malayan pangolin) is the source of this 2500-nucleotide messenger RNA. It is a transcript of the gene FMO4, whose product is annotated as flavin containing dimethylaniline monoxygenase 4. Gene Ontology annotation, molecular function: NADP binding; flavin adenine dinucleotide binding; N,N-dimethylaniline monooxygenase activity. Lineage: Eukaryota; Metazoa; Chordata; Mammalia; Pholidota; Manidae. The record is from RefSeq and is a predicted model, not a curated record.
CUGCCCGGAACCGUGACGUGCGGGGGGCGGGCGACGGGCUGGAGGCCGCGUGCGUCCCUCGAAUCCAGAGGCCGCCUUCCAGCGCGUCACAGCCCCGCCGGGGGGCGCGGAAGUCGGAGGCCUGCGCUGCCAGCCCGCGUCCUCGAGCGAGCGUUUGAGUUUCGGUACCUUUUGGCUAUUGGGAGAUAAUUUGUUGGAGUAUCUGCUCCGCGUCAACAAGGCUAAUACCACUGGGAUGAGUGGCAGCCAGGACAGAGGUCACGUCAGGGCCAUACAGCGAGCUCUGUCCCCUCAGAGCAUGUCUGCCAAGACCACACGAUGGCCAAGCGAGUCGCCGUGGUUGGUGCUGGAGUGAGCGGCCUGUCCUCCAUCCGGUGCUGCCUGGACGAGGGCCUGGAACCCACCUGCUUCGAGAGGAGCGAGGACAUCGGGGGCCUCUGGAGGUUCACUGAAUCCUCCGAAGAUGGGAUGACGAGGGUCUACAGGUCAUUAGUGACGAACGUCUGCAAAGAGAUGUCCUGUUACAGCGACUUCCCCUUCCAGGAAGACUACCCCAAUUUCAUGAACCAAGGAAAAUUUUGGGACUAUCUCCAGGAAUUCGCCGAACACUUUGACCUUCUGAAAUACAUCCGGUUUAGGACCACAGUGUGCAGCGUGACAAAGCGCCCAGACUUCUCUGAGACUGGCCAGUGGGACGUCGUCACAGAGACCGAGGGGAGGCAGGACAGAGCUGUCUUCGACGCAGUCAUGGUUUGCACCGGACACUUCCUGAGCCCUCAUCUACCUUUGGAGUCCUAUCCCGGAAUCCACACGUUUAAAGGGCAGGUCCUGCACAGCCAGCAGUACAAGACCCCAGACGGCUUUCAGGGCAAACGCAUCCUGGUGCUCGGUCUGGGGAACACCGGAGGGGAUGUCGCAGUGGAGCUCAGCCGGACCGCAGCUCAGGUUCUUCUCAGUACGAGAACUGGCACCUGGGUCGUCAGCCGCUCUUCAGAUGGGGGCUACCCAUACAACAUGAUGGUCACAAGAAGAUACCUUGCUUUUAUUGCUCAGAUUCUGCCUUCAUGUGUACUGAAAUGGAUUCAAGAGAGGCAGCUGAAUAAAAGAUUUAACCAUGAGAAUUAUGGACUGAGUAUUACAAAGGGGAAAAAAUUUAAAUCCAUCGUGAACGACGAGCUGCCCACAUGCAUCCUCUGCGGGGCGGUCAGGAUGAAGCCCGGCGUGAAGGGGUUCACGGAGACCUCUGCUCUCUUUGAGGACGGGACCGUGGAGGAGGACAUCAACACCGUGGUCUUCACGACAGGAUACACGUUCUCCUUCCCCUUCCUGGAAGAGCCUCUCAGAGGCCUUUGUACAAAGAAGGUGUACCUGUACAAGCGGGUCUUCCCCGCAAGCCUGGAGAAGGCCACCCUGGCCACCAUUGGGCUCAUCAGCCUCAAAGGGUCCAUCUUGGCCGCCACGGAGCUCCAAGCGCGGUGGGCCACAAGGGUGUUCAAAGGACUCUGCAAGAUCCCUCCAUCCCGAACACUGAUGGCUGAGGCUACUAGAACAGAAAAGCUCAUAAAAAGGGGUGUGAUAAGAGACACCAGCGGAGACAAACUCGACUACAUCCCCUACAUGGAUGACCUCGCUGCCUGCAUAGGCGCGAAGCCCAGCGUCGCCCUGCUUCUCCUCAAGGACCCCAGACUAGCCUGGGAAGUGUUCUUUGGACCAUGCACCCCUUACCAGUACCGCCUCACGGGCCCUGGAAAGUGGGAAGGAGCUAGAAACGCCAUCCUGACCCAGUGGGAAAGGACCCUGAAGCCCUUAAAAACUCGAGGCACCCCGGAUCCCCCGACGCCAGCCUCCAUCUCACAUUAUCUGAAGGCUUGGGGUGCCUCUGUCCUGCUUGCCUCUCUUCUACUGGCCUGUAAGUCUGCCUUCUUUUUUAAAUUGGUGCGAGAUAAACUACAAGGUAGAAUUUCCUUCAUCCAGUAAGUAUUUGGCAAGGAGGAAUCUGACUGGUCCCGAGGGCUGCACCACUCCAUGUGAAUCUGGUCCCCAGACAUCUGCGACACCCCCUCCCCCGCCCCCCUGACUGCUCCCAUCCAGGCCCUGGCCAGUUACCUGUUGACUGAAUUCUUGUGCUGUCUUCCCUGGACUCGGUACCUCCUUUACUGCCUCCCUUUCCAACCCGUAUUCUACUCCGCUACCUAAGCAAUUAUUCUAAACAAAUCAUGCGGUAAUUGUUUCCAUCAAGACCCUGGUAGGAAUAAGAUAGCAAUAAAAUUAGGUAAUUUGUGGAAAUUUUAAUGUGGAGAUUAUAUCAAAAGUUCUGGGCAAAGUAUAUGGAAAUCACAGGGAUAGUGAAGUACAGACUCCUACCAGUGAGGUAUUUUUACCAUCUGGAUACCUAAUAAGGCAUGAGAAGAAGGCAAUUAUGAUCGAGAGAUGAUGGGGAGACACAGGCCGGGGAUCGAAUCGUGUCCCCCAAAAAGAUACUGUCAAGGCCUGACCCCCA